AUGAGAGUGGCACAAGAUAGGGAGACGGUGACAUUCAAAGAUGUGGCUAUUGACUUCACCCAGGAGGAGUGGCAGCAGUUGGAUCCUGAUCAGAGAAACCUGUACUGGAAUGUGAUGCUAGAACACUAUAAUAACUUAAUCACACUGGGAUACCCAUUCAGCAAACCAUAUGUGAUUUUCAAGUUGGAGCAAGAGCAACCACCAUGGGUGGUAGAGUAA
Molecule: messenger RNA, 219 nt
Organism: Elephantulus edwardii (Cape elephant shrew)
Lineage: Eukaryota; Metazoa; Chordata; Mammalia; Macroscelidea; Macroscelididae
Product: zinc finger protein 569-like
Exons: 1
Coding region: 1-219 (72 amino acids)
Biological process (GO): regulation of DNA-templated transcription
Source: RefSeq, a predicted model, not a curated record